This is a messenger RNA of Physcomitrium patens, 2120 nucleotides long. The record is from RefSeq and is a predicted model, not a curated record. NCBI's taxonomy places the organism in Eukaryota, Viridiplantae, Streptophyta, Bryopsida, Funariales, Funariaceae.
GAGGGCUUUCAUACCGGGGAAAGAGGAUGUAGUUUAGUAUUCUGGAUUUGGGAAUCUGGAUUUGGGGACGGUCAUCUUCGUCAAUGAAGCGGCCCUGGAGGGUGUUUUGAUAGAGGCGUCACAACCGCGUCCACCCCAGCCAGGCAGCUCUUGCUCUCCCUCACUCACAUGCUUUCAUCUCAUGCCCGACCCUUUCUAAUUCAUCGUCACUUUCUUCCAGACGCCAUCUUCUCAGAGAGACCUGUCUUGUUUAUUUCCUAGGCGGGACGCAGCUGCCGUUGCCUUUCCUAGUUUUUGGGCUUCGUUGCUGUUGUCGUGAGGCGGUACUUGCGUUUUGUGCUGCUGGUAGGUGGACGAGCUUUUUUGUGUUUUGUUUUGUUUGUUUGUUUGUUUGUUUUUCCUUCUCUCUGGUCAUUGUUUCCCUCCUUCAUUCUCUGAAUCAGUGUCAGAUUCUCAUCGAAGAAGUCUUUCUCGAGAAACUGAUCUCGUACUUGUCCGUAACAAAACUCGGCGGCAAUAAGUUUUUUGGUUUGGAAUUGAGUUCGUGAGGCUUCAUUUGCGAUUUUAGGAGACAUGACGAAUAGUUUCCACAUUUGUGUGCGGCCUUGGAUUGUUAUAAAGACUUCUCGUUGUUCAAGGUAGGUCUUUAUCGGAAUCGGGCCGUUGCAUGUUCUUGGCGACCUCCUGUUCUCAUACGGAGUUAUUGAAAAUUUCUGCUGAAAAGCGUUUCUUGCUGUGUGACAUUUGGUUAUCAGUUCAAGGUGUCAUGCCAAAUGACUCGCGGGGAGUGCUUGUGCAUCGGGCCAGAACUUCCUGAACGCAGAUGAUAUUUCAAGUAAAUAGUAGGAAAGCGUGUCAUGGCAGUACUAUAUUCGGAAACGGUUACUAGGAUGAAAUCGCUAUUUCAACAACACAAUGUUAUAGGCAAUUAUAUAUGUGGUCCUAUUGUGAUGUUGAGACGGAAUUGUCAGACUGCGGUGCUCUUGGUGCGGAAGUUCGCAAGCCAGACUUUGUUUCUGUACACCAUCAUCUGGACAUUGAUGCUUGCGGCAACUGUGACAGUGGCUGCUCUCAGCCUGGAGAUGGGUUUUAGUACUGCUAUUUCUCCUCAUAUGGAAAUUGCCGAGGCCUGCUCUUUGCAAAGUAACAAAGCUUCGCCAUCUUGUCGGCAGUGUUUUCGGUUGCCACUUGAUGGUCCUCGAGAUGGUCUGUGUGUUCCUGCGAACAUGUUCAAGAAAUCAGGGAUGGAUUUCGCAGUGCCACCCAUUUUUGCCGCUCUAGUAGUAACAGCAUCUGCCUUAUUCGUUCAAGGUCUGGGGCUUUGGAGUUACUAGCUCCUCUUUGUUACGAAAUACAGCAUGCGCAUGAAGACUUGCCCUGCGACGUGACAAGGUUUGUGCUCUUGUAUAUAUUAUCCUUGCCGUCCUAUUUCAGUUGGGUGAUGAUAUAAUCAAAUUGUACCUUGCUGGAUAUCACCAGGCGACGAAGCUGGUCUCGAACGCGAAGUAUUCUAGGAUUACUCCUUGGAGAUGUCGCUCUCCCCUGCACUAAAUAUUGACUUGAUACUGGAGAUGCCGUUGAGGUGAUUACUUGUUUCAGAAGACUUAGUAUGUACAUCUAGUUGAAGACACGGACUUUGAAACUCUUGCAUUGAUUUAUGGAGGAUAUGAAGAAACACAUCAUAUUAUAUUGUCCAGUGUGUUCUCCCAAAACUUUUCAGGCUAUCGAAACACACGGUUAUUAGAGCCUCCGAUGCUACUAAGUCAUCACACUGAAGGUGCGAGUACCAUAGUUUCACGUCAUGAUGAUGCUACCAACCUUCCAUGUUAGUAAAUCUUGGUUUUAAUGGUAUAGCUCUGUUUUCUGCAGCGCCCACUUUUAUGUUCGUGCCUGCAGAAUGUUAAAUCUCUAGUUUCUAGCUGUUUGGCGACUCCUAGCAGAAUAUCCUGUCAUUAAUGUAGGAAAUGUACCAUAGUAGACUGGUGACUUCCGUGCUUAUGUUCGAAUGUCCAAGUUAGCAUUCACUGUAAGUUCUUUUGAAUAGGUGAUAAAUUCCUAUAGCUCAUGUACAUGCCAAACGGUCAAUUGAGCUUGGAUUGAACUAAAUUUCCUGAGCAAAA